GAAAAUAAAUUUAAAGAAAACAAAGUUAUAAUCAAUAAAUACCAGAAAAUAAAUACCAAUGAAAAACAAAAUGUUACCUUUGUUUAUUUGGCUUGAUGGAAAAUUUUCCGUGAAAAAUUGAAAAUAAAAAUAAACACACCGCGCUAUUAAAAUCAUUGUAAUAACUGUCAGAAGUUAUUUGCAGAAGUUUUAAGAAGAACAAGCGAAAAGAAAUGUAUUCAAUGAUAACAGCCUCCCGUACCCUUGGAUUAAUGUUAUUAACCUUAUGUCGUUUUACCCAUAGCCAUCUGAAUGUUUAUCUUAACCUCCAUGAGGUUAUGAGACUUAUAGGUGUUUCGGCUGAAUUAUAUUAUGUACGAGAGGGUCAGGUCAAUGAUUAUGCGCUCAACUUUGCGGUUCCUGUGCCGGCAAACAUCAACGAAAUAUCAUUUACGUGGCAGAGUCUGGCACAUCAUCCACUGCCAUAUAGUCUUAACAUAAUCACUUCGGAUCCGUCUGUGUUGCCACGUCCAACACUAAAUAUUUCACGUAUCGGAGAGAUUCCAUUAGAGCCGCAGACGUUCGCCGUUGGCAUGAAAUGUUCGGGCACACGUGAUGCUGAGGUUGAAGUUACCAUCGCCGUGGAGAUAAUAUUGGACCAUCAAACAAAUAACAUAACGGAUUUAGUAUUUCGACGUAAGAAAAUUUGUUUGGCUGGCAUGCAAGAGGACGGCCACAAUGUUGUUGCUAUCGGUGGUGCUUACGGCAAUGAAAAUGCUGGCAUCGGCAGUGAUAUUGUUGCUAGCGUUGGUGGGAAUGUAGGUGUAGGUAGUAGUGGUGGUUUCGUUGAUACAAUGCAUAACAGCGCUGCGGUUGACAAUGGCAAUGAACACAAUGCCGCAAAUGAAGAGCACUCAGUUGAAGGGGGUAACGAGAGUGACGAAACACCAGCUCGUACAUUAAAUGAGUUUGAUGAUCCUAUGCUCAAAGAGACAAUAGCACCACCACCUACUGGUGGUUUAAUAACUCUAGUUAUCGGCGUCAUAUUGGCUUUAGUAUUGGUGACUACUUUAAUUUUAAUCGCGUAUUGUGCCAAAGGACCUACGAAGCGACCCAAUCACGGGGUGCAUUUGAUAAAAACCGCUAGUUUUCAACGUUUGCCUACAAUUUCAUCGACAGCUCACAAUUCCAUUUAUGCUUGUCCGUCUAGCAUUACGCCCACGUAUGCAACGUUAACAAGACCUUUCCGUGAAUACGAGCAAGAACCCGAGGAAUUCAAUCGGCGUCUUAGUGAAUUGAAUGUUCAAAAAUGCCGAGUACGUCUAUCUUGUUUGGUUCAAGAGGGAGCUUAUGGACGCAUCUACCGUGGCACCUACAGUGAUUGCCAAGAAGUGCUUGUUAAAACUGUAGCUCAACAUGCCAAUCAAAUGCAAGUCACGUUAUUACUGCAAGAAGGUAUGAUGCUUUAUGAAGCCUCACAUCCGAACGUUCUCUCCGUUUUGGGAGUAUGUAUAGAGGAUUACAGUACACCGUUUGUUUUGUAUUCGGCCGGUAAUAAUACACGUAAUUUGAAAUUGUUUUUACAAGAGCCAAGUUAUGCGCGCAGCAUUACUACUAUUCAAACAGUACUCAUGUCAUCACAGCUGGCCAUGGCUAUGGAACAUUUGCAUAAUCAUGGGGUUAUACACAAAGAUAUAGCGGCAAGAAAUUGUGUCAUUGACGAACAACUGCGUGUCAAGCUGUGCGACAGUUCGCUUAGUCGAGAUCUAUUCCCAUUAGAUUAUCAUUGCUUGGGCGAUGGCGAAAAUCGUCCGAUUAAAUGGAUGUCGCUAGAAGCGAUACAAAAGAAACAUUACAAUGAAGGUAGCGAUGUUUGGUCGUUUGGUGUUCUGAUGUGGGAAAUGUGUACGCUGGCAAAAAUGCCAUAUUCCGAAAUUGAUCCGUACGAAAUGGAGCACUACCUGAAGGAUGGCUAUCGAUUGGCUCAGCCAUUUAAUUGUCCCGAUGAAUUAUUUACGAUUAUGGCUUAUUGUUGGGCUUCCAUGCCAGCGGAACGUCCCACUUUCACUCAAUUGCAGAUAUGCUUAUCGGAAUUCCAUACACAAAUUACUCGUUAUGUAUAAACAAACGUUGCCUUUCUUCAGUGUGGUCCUUAAAUCCUCUGCUCUCCUACCUCUCCUACCAGAUUCCCCCUUCUUCCCAAUUUUCCCUUUCGGAAAUUUUAUAGUUUUGGUUUGUUUGUUGCUACUUUUUCUCUUUAACAAUUAUUUAUAAAUGUAAAUAUGUAUAUGUAAGAAUGCAUGGUAUUAAGUAAUCACUUUUUGACUAAAAAGUCUGUUCAAGAGUUAAUUUAAAGCAUUAUUUCAGCGUUUAGUUUGUAGAUAGAAUCACGAUGGCAUAUUAAAUACAGACAUAAGUGAAAAGUUUGUUUUAUAUAUAGAAAGAAUUUUAUCGUCAAAACUUAUAGCAGUAACGAAAUGUGUUAACAUAAUGAAAAUUACAUAAAAAACAAAAAUUUUAAGGAACGUACGUGGUAAUCUUAAAUUCCUUUGACCUUUAAGGAUAUUAAAUUAAGAUAUUAAAAUUAAAUGAUAAUCACUGUAUGUUGAUGCUGAAGAUUAUGAUGAUGAAAACUUUAUGAGAAAACAUAUAAAAAAGUUACUUUUUCGCAACGAGUCGAAUUUUGGAUACCCAUCACCAUCAAGAUUUAAGAUUUUGUUAAAACUAUUAGGUAGAAUAUUACGAAAUAUACUGGCUUCUUGAGUUUUCACUUUUCAGUUACUAUGGGCAUGUUUAUAGGAAAGUUUAAGGAACUUUGAAAAUUUCAGCACCGAUUAGUCAGAUAAGUAGCAUUAUGAAACAGAAAGAUGGAGGACCAAGGCAAUGAAUUUGUUGCAAAAUCUCGCAGAGAUUGCCGAUUUCACUUUGUUGGUUAAUUGAGCAUGCUUGGAUGAAUGUUUUUGUUCUACUAUUCUACGAAGCAAAUGAUAAAAUCAUUGGUGGUGGGUAUAAAAAAAACCUAUAUUAUCUAAACAUAAGACGUGUACAUAAUAGUUAAAUAAGUAAAACAUCUAUAUGCGUAUGUAUAAAUGUAAACAUAUAUAACAUGUGCACAUUGCAAGAGUAUGAAUAUGUAUACAUGUUGUACAUGUCGUAUAUGAUUACACUUAUAUCUAUAGAUAAACAUGUUGUACGUGAGUAUAUUUCCUAAGCUUUUAAAUUUUAAGUAUUAUGAGAAGAAGGAGCCAUAUUAAAAAAGAUGAAAAGAGAGAGAGAGAGAGAGAGAGAGAGAGAGAGAGAGAGAGAGAGAGAAAAAAAAAGAGAAGGAGAGAUAAUAGAUAAUACAAGAGAAAGUGCGUUAAAUGAAAACACAGGAGAAAGUCGUGUUUAUAUAGACUUUCCUCUCCUUAUUUUCUCUACAGAAAGGAUAUCAUUUUAAGUUUCCGUUCCCCCCUACUCAGGUGUAGUUAUUGUAUCUGUAGCUCAAAUAUAUGUAUUUGUUUAUAUGUU
Messenger RNA from Glossina fuscipes, 3489 nucleotides. It is a transcript of the gene drl, whose product is annotated as tyrosine-protein kinase Drl. Gene Ontology annotation, molecular function: ATP binding; protein kinase activity. The coding region runs from base 213 to 2102 and encodes 629 amino acids. The transcript has 4 exons. NCBI's taxonomy places the organism in Eukaryota, Metazoa, Arthropoda, Insecta, Diptera, Glossinidae. Gene Ontology annotation, biological process: multicellular organism development; axonogenesis; positive regulation of kinase activity. The record is from RefSeq and is a predicted model, not a curated record. Gene Ontology annotation, cellular component: signaling receptor complex.